Messenger RNA from Striga hermonthica, 1083 nucleotides. NCBI's taxonomy places the organism in Eukaryota, Viridiplantae, Streptophyta, Magnoliopsida, Lamiales, Orobanchaceae. The record is from the annotation of a GenBank genome assembly.
AUGAUGUCCCCAAAUCAAAUCCCUGAUAAUCGAGGCACUUCUCGUUCUCCUACGUUCAGGCAAACUCCCCUGCAAAUCAUCCACAUUAUUGGUAACCUCCUGCGGAUUUGGUCAGUUUACUCUGUGUGCCGUUACUUAUCUCAAUCAGGGGCGUCGGUGAUUUUGUUCAUCUUCAGUUGUCUUGUUCCAGCAUCCUUUCUGUUUUUACUUUUGCAAAAACCUUGGAAGGGCAGACCUCUUUCAAAUACUCAGGUUGUAGUGCCUUCUGUGAUAAAUGGUGGUAUAACAGCCCUAUACUUCAUCUUGUGGGGAAAGGGGCUUAAGUCUUGUGGUCCUCUCAGGGCCAUAUUGGCUGAGUAUUCUGGUGCUGUUCUUGGAGUAUUAUCUGGAGUUUUAUAUGGGAGGAGAGGCAAUGUGUGGAAAAAGGUGGGUGGCCUCUUGGCAAUGUUGGCAUCGUUCUACUUCUUGUCUCAAGGAUGGGCCAUGGCCACAAAAACUCCAUUUGAUAUCCUUUCUAAAUCGAGCAAUGAUAAUCAAGAGGCAGAGGUCCAGUCAGCUGAUGUCUUAGGAAUCAAAGAGAUGCUAAUUCCCAUCUUUGCUGGAAUUUUAUCAGCAUUAAGAAGAGUGAUUGCAAGACGUGUCUCACUUAAGAAUCAACUCAAAAGGAGGCUUAAUGCCAUAACUAUUUCUUCUGCUACCUGUUUUCUGUUCCCUGUUGCCAUGUGGGAUAUGAUCAUUGGAUCAACUGAUGUAGAAUUGCCAUUUUCUGUAUGGGCCUUUUCGAGCUUUAUUCUUUUUGGUAUUAUUUUGAUAUUUUAUGUGGACAGUAUAGCAGAGGAAAGACUGCAUAUGGUCUUCUCAUCUCCUAGACAUUUAAGUGUCGCUGGAGGAUGCAUCAUUGUCAUGGAGAUUGUCUACAAGAUGGAUUUCUCCCUACCUGGCUUUCUACUCUGUGCUGCCAUUUUGAGCUUUGGGAUUCAUGAAGCCACUUCAUUGGACCGUAACAGAAAAGACUCCUUGCAAAGUUCAGAACCAGAAGGAGCUUAUGACGACCAAAUCCAGAUGUCCGCACUUCCAACUUGA